Messenger RNA from Pungitius pungitius (ninespine stickleback), 6710 nucleotides. It is a transcript of the gene map3k10, whose product is annotated as mitogen-activated protein kinase kinase kinase 10. Gene Ontology annotation, cellular component: cytoplasm. Lineage: Eukaryota; Metazoa; Chordata; Actinopteri; Perciformes; Gasterosteidae. The record is from RefSeq and is a predicted model, not a curated record. Gene Ontology annotation, biological process: signal transduction; protein phosphorylation. Gene Ontology annotation, molecular function: protein binding; MAP kinase kinase kinase activity; ATP binding. The transcript is spliced from 11 exons. The coding region runs from base 1761 to 5036 and encodes 1091 amino acids.
GCGGACCGAGCCCCGGUGUGUGUUUCGGAUGGCAGAAGUCGGCGCACGGAGUGACAGCUCGGCGGGUUUCGGGAUGUCGCGUCUCUCCGGAGGAACAGUCCGCUCGAACACGACCGACCUUCCGGACAGCUGGAUGAGCGGCACCGACAGGGGGUCCCAAGGGCGUUUUUAGCCUUUCUCGCACAACGUGGGUUCGUCGCUGACCUGGAUGGUCCUCCUUUGCUCGAGUGUCACCGCGCGCCGGUGCGACGAUGUCCAUUGCUGUCAGUGUGCAGGUUAGGUUCGAGUUCACGCUGAUUGUUUACGUAUCCGAGCAGGACGGAAGACGUCAAAUGGGACUGUAUAAAACAAAUGACGCCCCUUUAGAAAAUAUCCGUUUCUAUUAAUAUUAUCACUCUCAUUAUUAUUGUCGCGUUAUAUUGUUAUUAAGAUGGUCGCAUCUACAUAGGGAAUCAUUGGGCCUUCCUCGUCUACUGUAGGUUGAUCACUGACAGCAUUUCGCACCUUGAUGGUUUCUGUCUUUCCUAAAGAAGUCGUGGACAUUUAAAAACCUUCGCUACGAGACAAUCGAUCGGUAAUCCGACACCGCCAUGCGUGCUCUUGGGGGCAACGGGAUAUAUGAAUGCCGGCGUCCUUUAACCCUCUCCGGGUGAAGAAUAGUUUCCCCUUUUCACCCGAGGACUCUUGCCCAUCUCAAAUGUAGCCCGGCAGGGACGACUGAACCAGCCCGCUGCGCGGAGACGGAGGCCCGGGUUCGUUGCGCUCACACUCGGGCUGGAUGCUGAACAUGGUGCCACUUUGCAGCUCUGCGUUGAAUACACGCCGCCGGCGUGUUUCUGUAAUUCCCCAGCUGUCGUAAAAAGAAAGAAUGGACGGGCUGUUUUUGGAUAAAGGCUAUUCGUGGACGUUGAACCGGCUCAUGCUUGCGGGAUUCAGCCUGGACCGGCUCCUCGGGAUGUAGGGCGAGCAUACACGCGGAUGUUCCUCCCUGCGAUCACGGAGAUGGCUGGCGGGGGGAAGUGCACCUACUCCGGGCUGCUUGAGAAAUAACCAGGACUCGCUUGAUCAGAGGAUAUCACUUAGCUCGACCACACGCUGCUGUCUUUAUUGGCAGCCUAAAUUGUUCAUAUUCCAGAGUGAUAUUAUUCAGUUGCGUCUCUGUGGCCCUCAGAGUCAAGACACCACUCCUCAAUGGGCUUAUAUUAAGGUUUUGUCUUUAAAGGGACAGCAUUGAAAACUAUUAAUCAUAAACAUGGAUUUGUGUUCAGUGUGGAUGAACUCUGCUUCAACAGCAAUAACAGGACAUUGUUAUUAUUGAUUCAUAAACGCAGCACUUCGCCCACUGAUCAGGAAUCCGACUGGAAGGAUUUCUUCGAAACAACAAAUACUCCACGUCCAACUCUCCACAAAAACCCAAUAGAGGAAACAAUCAAUGAGUUUUGGGGAUGUCACACUCAUAGAGUGUCAUUGUUUGACCUGAUGCACAUUAUCCCUGAGUGAACUUGCCUUUGGGAAUACAUGUUACUUACCCGCUGCCUAGCAACAGCACAGCAGCGACCGGGGACAGGAUUUGGCACGGUUUCAACAGUGAGACGUGGUGAUGGGGGAGAGCAGUUGCAGCUCUCUGAUCCUCUGAUCCCCUCUCCCGCCUCCCCACUGCUGGUGGAGGACGUCUCGUCUCUGUCAAUGGGACAUGUAAGGAUUUUGUGCUUGAGUUGAACGGGGGCAGGCCUACAGCGUCAAACAGCAGUCAGCCUGCCAUGAACCCAUACGGCAGAGCGAGCAGCAUGGCAGCCCCUCUGUCCUGUACCAGCUGUGGGGGCUGCUGCUCACCGCCUCCCCCUCUCCUAAUCCCGCCCGGCCCCCCCUCAUCCACUACCUCCUCCUCCUCCUCCUCCAUGCCCCCGAAUAUGACCCCGCCGCCGCCGAUGUGCUCUGCCCCGGGAGUGCAGGCAGAGAACGGAAGCAGCUGGACCUCCUCCGCCAUCUCCUCCUCGGGCUCCCCGGACUCCCACCCUGGUCACCGCUGUGCCGCCAACAACCCCAACCCCUACUGGACGGCAGUGUUCGACUACGAGGCCACGGCAGACGAGGAGUUGACCCUGCGGCGCGGGGAUCUCCUUGAGGUUCUCUCCAAAGACUCCAAAGUGUCUGGGGACGAGGGUUGGUGGACAGGAAAGAUCCAGGACAAGGUGGGUAUCUUCCCAUGUAACUACGUCACCAGGGGGGAUGCCACCAACUACCGGCAGCUGACCGUAGGAGGGCUGGUGGCAGGCGGGGUCGGCGAUUGCCCGUUGGAAAUAGACUUCUCCGAACUGCUUCUGGAUGAGGUGAUCGGAGCCGGUGGGUUUGGGAAGGUGUACAAAGGAGUAUGGCGGAGAGAGGAAGUAGCAGUAAAGGCCGCCAGGCAAGACCCCGAUGAGGAUAUUAGCGCCACGGCAGAGAGCGUGCGUCAGGAGGCCAGGCUCUUCUGGAUGCUCCGGCACACCAACAUAAUCUCUCUGCAUGGAGUCUGCCUGCAAGAACCCAACCUGUGCCUGGUAAUGGAGUACGCCAGAGGGGGGGCUCUGAACCGAGCGCUCGCCGGCAAGAAGGUGCCCCCGAGGGUUCUAGUGAACUGGGCGGUCCAGGUCGCCACAGGGAUGGACUACCUGCACAACCAGGCCUUCGUACCUAUCAUCCACAGAGACCUCAAGUCCAGCAAUAUCCUCAUCCUGGAGCCGGUGGAGCGGGAGGACCUGGGAGGGAGAACGCUGAAGAUCACGGACUUCGGUCUGGCCAGAGAGUGGCACCAGACCACCAAGAUGAGCGCGGCGGGGACCUACGCCUGGAUGGCCCCCGAGGUCAUCAAGGUCUCGCUCUUCUCCAAGAGCAGCGACGUGUGGAGUUUCGGGGUGUUGCUGUGGGAGCUGCUGACCGGCGAGGUUCCCUACCGGGAGAUCGACGCACUGGCGGUCGCCUACGGCGUCGCCAUGAACAAGCUCACGCUUCCCAUCCCGUCGACGUGCCCCGAACCUUUCGCUCAGCUGCUGGGAGAGUGCUGGAGCCCGAACCCCCGCAGCCGGCCCUCCUUCACCAACAUCCUGAAACGACUGCAGGCCAUCGAGCAGUCGGCCAUGUUUCAGAUGCCUCUGGAGUCUUUUCACUCCUUACAGGAAGACUGGAGGCUUGAGAUCCAGCAGAUGUUUGACGAGCUCAGGGCCAAAGAGAAGGAGCUGAGGUCCUGGGAGGAGGCGUUGGCUCGAGCAGCUGAGGAGCAGAGGGAGCAGGAGGAGCAGCUCAAGAGGAGGGAGCAGGAGCUGGCAGAGAGGGAGAUUGACAUCGUGGAGCGAGAGCUGAACAUCAUCAUCCACCAGAUGUACCAGGAGAAGCCCAGCGUGAAGAAGCGAAAAGGACACUUCAAGAAGAGCAGAUUACUGAAACUGGGCAGAGACAGCAACUGCAUUAGUCUGCCCUCUGGGUUCGAGCAUAAGAUCACGGUUCAGGCGUCUCCCAGUGUGGACAAGAGGAAAACUCAGGGCAGCGAGAGCAGCACCCCGCCUGCCAGCCCGGGGGUCAUCCCCCGACUCAGGGCCAUAAGACUGACGCCCAGCGACGGCAGUAAGACGUGGGGGCGCAGCGCUGUGUGUAAGAAGGAGGAGCUGUCCACCAGCAAGAAGAAAGGACGCACCUGGGGGCCGAGCUCCACCAUCCAGAAGGAGCGGGUCGGCGGGGAGGAAAAAUUGAAGUCGUUGGGGGAAGGAUGCAAAGUCUGGUCGUCCAGUGCACCAAAUCUGGGCAAGUCCCCCAAACACGCACCCAUGACUGCCGGCUUCUCCAGCCUCAAUGAAAUGGAGGAGUGCUCUGAGUUUGAGGAGUCACCGGGGUCCCUGCUGCCCUCAGAGACCAGCAGUAACGGGGCGGCCGAGGACUCGGGGUCCCCGUGGGGCAACCUGGGGCCAAACCCCGUGCCUAAUGUUGGGAACGCGAGCAACCAGGACUCACUGCGUCGCUGCAGCCAGAGGAAGAAGAGCGAUAUGCUUCUGCUGGGUUGCGCCUCUCUGCUCGCGUCUGUCGCCCUCGGACAAGACCUGCUGCAGCUGGGAAAACUUCAGGUUCUCCAGGAUGAGCAGGACCACAGAGAGGAGCAGCGUAAGAAGAAGGAAGGUCUCUUCCAGCGGACGGGACGCUUCCGUCGCAGCACCUCUCCACCCAGCCGAAACCUCUCCCUCUCCCUCUCCCUCUCCAGACACCACGACUCUACGCUCCCCUCUUUGGACCCAUCUCCCUCUGUGACCCUCCUCUCUUUGUCCUCCCUGUCUGAUUGCAACUCCACCAAGUCCCUCCUUCCCUCCGACCCGGACGACUACCCCCUGACCCCCGUGACGGGGCUCAAAACGCCGGCGGCGCCCCCGGCUCCCGCCCUCAACCCGCUCUUGGACCUGCGGGCGGAGAGCUUCAAGAAGGCGCCCAACCAGUCGCUUACGCCCACGCACGUGUCUGCAGCGAUGGCCCUGAACAGAGGGCACAGACGGACCCCUUCGGAAGGGGCGAUACGACCCAGGGCUCAAACUCUGGGUCACCACAGGACGCCGUCGGAUGGGAGCAUGCCCAUGCCGCCUCCCCCGGGGGCCCCGCGCAUGCGUGGUAACAAAGGGACACAGGACAUCCUGGACAUCCCCCGCCUGCCCGACCCCUCCAUCAUCUUCCCGGUCCCACAGAGGCGUAAAGGCCCCGCUCCGCCCAUCCCUGACAAGGUUCCUUUCUGCCUCAUCGGCCCUCUGGAGAGACCCAAGACGCUGGAGUUUGCUCCCCGGCCUCGGCCCACUCCGGCCAAGAUGAGAGCCGAACCCCGGAAGCUGGGCUCCGUCUCGCGGACCCUCAGCUCGUCGCCGGGCAGCAGCUGUGACAGCCCCCUCGGCUCGGGGGACAGCGGCGCCGGCACCGCGCGACCAAACCUGAUGGACAUGGACGUGGAGGGCCAGAGUUCGGACCAGACCGUCCCCCUGUGUGGACAGCGGAAGCUUGCCGCUCUGUUGAGACAGCAGUACUACUAGUGGACGACUGCCAUGUCUACUGAUAUGCAUUCAACUCUCUUCCAGGACUUCAGAGCUUGAUGCCGAAGAAGCUGACGUCCGAGCCAAACAAAGUGGACUCACUGAAGUUUGCAAAAACAUCCCACCACACGUCACGUUUUUUGCACUAACCGGAAGCCAGUCCUCUGAUGUGUCCCUUUAGCGUCCUAAUAAGGUGUGAAACCCUCACAGCAAGCCUUUCCCCCGAUAGUGCUCUCUAACCUGCACGGCACUGAGGGUCCUGGAGGCCUUUUAAAAGCCUUGUGGUGUGCUCAUCCACCUACCGUACCCAACACUCCUUUCCCUCCUUGGAAGCCACGUCUCCCUGCUUCUCAGCGCCCCGUGACAAGGACACGCUCACGACCUUCAAAAGCCAUUCAAUUACUUAAAAAGCCACUUUGCUAUCUUUUCAUCCUCGUCUGCGUGUGCGUUUGCCUGUCUGUGUAGCUGCCCACUUUCUGCUUCUGCUCUCAUUCCAAAGAAAAAAUAAAUCUUCAUUCACAUUUCACCUGAAACGUUUCAGGAAAACACUGGACUGUUUAAAAUUCUUAAUAGAGAGUGUCUUCGUUCUUAUUUUGCGUUCUGCCGGAGCCCAAACGUUUCCCAUAAACUCUGCCUUCAUCCUCACAUGAGACAUCUCUCUGCAUGGGGGUCAUUGUCUUCUCCCCUCAAAGAAGAGACAGGAAAAAAGCCUUUUAUCUCGCUGCACCGAUGGACCGGUUUCAUCCUUAUCAUGUACGGAAAGAAACUAACAGAGUCUAUUUCCACAGUGCAGGCAUCAUCCCAAGCAACCUGUCCACAUCAUGUUUUCUAUUGGUUUGGCAGACCAGGUGUGUUUCUCUCUGUGUGAAUGUGUAUAUACAAUACUGUACAUGGGUUCAUCUCUUUGCGUGCUGCUGCUUCUUCAAUGCAUGUUGCUUUUUUUUUGUUUUGUGUGUGAAUGGUUCGCUGAAGGACGAGUGCAGCGCUUCUCCAAAAUAACGUCUCAUCCGUUUUCUCUUUUGCACGUUUUACAUUCCUCACUCGCGGUCAGUAGCACCCUAUGUGGAUCACGCAAAACAAGUGAACGCUGAGGGAUAAUGCUCCCUGAUUUCAACAUCCACCUCAUGUGGGCCCGUUGCUUUAUAUUCUCCUCUGACCAGUUGCCUCCACCAGUGGCACGUUGGGAGCUGUGUUGUGCAGCUGGUCAGCCUCUCUGUGGACCAGUGGACGGACAAAUCGACUUUUAUCUUCGCACAGCGGUCGAAAGGUUUGUCUCGGCUGCAGGUUGUAUUUUACUUGAGUGUGUAUGUCUGUGCGUGUGUGUGUGUGUGCGUGUACGUGUGUGUGUGUGAGAGUGAAAAUGCGUGUUUGUGUUAAUAUUUGUAUGGGACGAUGACAAUCCCGUCAGAGUGAGCCCAAACUCAUUCUCCUCGUGUGGUUAAGACAACACUGAGUAUUUAUUACAUUUAUUGUUAUUAUUGGAAAAGAUUCAUUGACAUUUCGAUUCUCUUCCUGGGAUAUUUGUAUAUAUUUGUUAAUACAACAAGGAAAGAACCUGCUUACAGAAACGUCCAUGUUGUCAACCUGUGACAUUGCUGGUUUCAAUGAGGAAAAACUGAAACGUGAUGAAUGAGAGAUGAAUAAAACAACUAAGAAAUAUGCUACAGUGUCAGU